Chenopodium quinoa (quinoa) is the source of this 918-nucleotide messenger RNA. RefSeq lists its product as uncharacterized. The transcript has 4 exons. The record is from RefSeq and is a predicted model, not a curated record. The coding region runs from base 215 to 703 and encodes 162 amino acids. Gene Ontology annotation, biological process: regulation of DNA-templated transcription. Lineage: Eukaryota; Viridiplantae; Streptophyta; Magnoliopsida; Caryophyllales; Amaranthaceae. Gene Ontology annotation, cellular component: nucleus. Gene Ontology annotation, molecular function: sequence-specific DNA binding; DNA-binding transcription factor activity.
AAUGCAUUUAAAAAAAUUUGAUGUGAUGAAACUGGGGCAGUCAUUUGGGAAGCAAACAAGGGAUGAUCAUAUUGAUAUGAGAGCACAUCCCUCUCCCUCCCUCCCUCUUCUUUUAAAAUAAGCUUCAGAGAACAGCUUGCAGAGUGUGUGAUAGGGAGUUCCGAAAGCGUAAGAGAAAAAGAAAGAAAAAAAAAAACCUAGUCUGAGAGAGUCAAUGGUUUCCAGGGAGCACAAAAGAGCUGCAGCACUGCAUGAGAAGCUGCAACUACUUCGCUCCAUCACUAACUCUCAUGCAGAAAGUGAUACUGCUAUCGUUGUUGAUGCAUCGAAAUAUAUAGAAGACCUAAAACAGAAGGUGGACCGGCUAAAUCAAGAUAUCGUAAAUAACGCUCAAAGUUCAACUCUUCAAGAUUCACAACCCACGGUCACAGUUGAAACCCUAGAGAAAGGAUUCCUUAUAAAUGUGUUCUCAGAAAAGAAUUGCUCAGGAUUGCUGGUUUCUGUGCUUCAAGCUUUUGAAGAACUGAAUCUUACUGUAGUUGAAGCUAGGGCUUCCUGUACAGAAAAUUUUCAAUUGGAAGCAGUCAGUGUGGAAGGUGACGCGAAUGGAGGAAAAAUUGUUGAUGCUCAGGUGGUAAGGCGGGCGGUAUUGAAGGCUAUUAGGCAUUGGAAUACAAGUACUGAUGAUCAGCAAGAUGAGUAAAUCAUCAGUUAGCUUAUUGAUCAAUUGCAAGCUUAUGUUUUUAUUUUUUACCCCCCUUUUUCAUGCCACCAUGCACCGAGUUUGUAGGUUAAAUAUUUUGUACGGAAGCUAUUAUGCUCACAAUCAAAAAUCGAAGAUUUCACGUGAGCUUUUCAAUCCUGCACAAUUUAGCUUUAAAUUGAAUAAUGAUCAUCUUAUUUGGCUCCUUUAAGUGC